This is a messenger RNA of Lynx canadensis (Canada lynx), 2031 nucleotides long. RefSeq names its product tRNA splicing endonuclease subunit 54 (gene TSEN54). Gene Ontology annotation, biological process: tRNA-type intron splice site recognition and cleavage. NCBI's taxonomy places the organism in Eukaryota, Metazoa, Chordata, Mammalia, Carnivora, Felidae. The record is from RefSeq and is a predicted model, not a curated record. The transcript has 11 exons. Gene Ontology annotation, cellular component: tRNA-intron endonuclease complex. The coding region runs from base 3 to 1679 and encodes 558 amino acids.
CGAUGGAGCCCGAGCCCGCCGAGGUGGAGGUUCCCGCAGGGCGCGUGCUCAGUGCCCGGGAGCUCCUCGCCGCCCGCUCGCGGUCCCAGAAGCUGCCUCCGCGCUCGCAUGGGCCCAAGGACUUCCUCCCCGACGGCUCGGUGGCCCAGGCCGAGAGGCUGCGCCAGUGCCGCGAGGGGCUGUGGCAGCUGCUGGCGGAGGAGCGCGUGGAGCGCCUGGGCAGUUUGGUGGCUGCCGAGUGGAGACCGGAAGAGGGCUUCGUGGAAUUGAAGUCUCCAGCGGGUAAAUUCUGGCAGACCAUGGGCUUCGCAGAGCAGGGCCGGCAGCGGCUUCACCCCGAAGAGGCCUUAUAUCUGCUGGAGUGUGGCUCCAUCCAGCUUUUCCACCAAGACCUGCCACUGUCUAUUCAGGAGGCCUACCAGCUACUGCUGACUGAGGACACCAUGACUUUCCUGCAAUACCAGGUCUUCAGCCACCUGAAGAGACUGGGCUAUGUGGUUCGACGAUUCCAACCAAGCUCCAUCCUGUCCCCUUAUGAGAGACAGCUGAACUUGGAUGGCAGUGCCCUGUGCUUGGAGGAUCGGAAUGGCAAGAGGAAGAGGAGGAGCUCCAGCUCUCGGACCCUGGAGGCAGUAGGCGUGCGUGGGACGUGUGCACUUCAGCAAUCAGGAGCAGAUGUGCUGGAUUUCCUCCCCACGUCCCUCAGGUCCAUUAAUAAGAAGGCCAAGGCCCUGGAGAAUCCCCUACAGGGGGUGGAUGAGACAACUGAGAGCCUGACAACCUCCAGCCCACCUCCCUGCAACCAGAACAGCCGAUGCCCAGAGGAGAAACCUCAAGAGUCAAGCCCUGUAAAGGGUCCCACGGGUCCCUCUCUGCUUUUGGGAGCCCUGGAGCCCUGGCCUGGCCUGGCCAACGAGGGGGGUGGGUGCAGCCAGCAGAGUGGCAAAGUAGAGAAUGGGGUCAAGGGGGUUCGUAAGCCACGCUGGAACUUUGAGCAGAUUUCCUUCCCCAACAUGGCUUCAGACAGCCGCCACACCCUCCUGCUGGCCCCAGCCCCAGAGCUGCUCCCAGCGAACGUCGCUGGGCGGGAGACAGAUGCUGAAUCCUGGUGCCAGAAGCUGAACCAAAGGAAGGAGAAGCUCUCCAGGAGAGAACGGGAGCAACAAGCAGAGGCCCAACGCUUCCGGGAAGAUGUAAACGCAGAUCCCGAGGUGCAGUGCUGCUCCAGCUGGCAGGAGUACAAGCAGCUGCUGCAGCGGAGGCACCUGCAGAAGAGCCAGAGCCGCCCCGCACACCUGUGGGACCAGCCGGUCCACCCCUUGCUGAGUCCUGGCCAGGCAGACUCCCCAGCCACAGUGCUUCAACAUAUCUCUGUGCUGCAGACCACACACCUCGCCGAUGGAGGUACAUGGUUGCUAGAGAAGUCUGGAGGCUUGGAGAUCAGCUUUGACAUUUACCAGGCUGAUGCUGUGGCCACAUUCCGAAAGAAUAACCCUGGCAAGCCCUAUGCCCGGAUGUGCAUUAGUGGAUUUGAUGAGCCAGUUCCAGAUCUCUGUACCCUCAAGCGGUUGUCCUACCAGAGUGGGGACGUUCCUCUGAUCUUUGCCCUGGUGGAUCAUGGAGACAUCUCCUUCUACAGCUUCAGGGACUUCACGCUGCCCAGGGAUCUGGAACACUGAUCACACCGCUCUGGCAGGGCUUGGGACCUGCCCUGGGGAACCUGGACUGUCUACUCUCAGGGACCAUCUCAGCUGCCUCCUAUACCCAGACUCUGACCUGUAGCUUCAGGAGCUAGUCUGGGCCUUGGCCCUGGGUGUCUGAUGCUUGCAGGAGAAAGAUGCCAUGCCCCCUACCUGGCUUCCAUAGCCCCAUGCCUGAGAUCGCUGCCUUGCAGUGAUCCCCUUGGAACUCAGGACUAGAUUUCAGAGACCCAGCGGGGUGGGGCAGAAGAGAGGACUCUGUGCCUUUAAAUGAGAGGGUGCCUGCUUCGUGCGAUAAAGCCAAAGCCAUUAAAAAAUAGAUCCAUUUUCU